This is a messenger RNA of Anthostomella pinea, 1539 nucleotides long. Lineage: Eukaryota; Fungi; Ascomycota; Sordariomycetes; Xylariales; Xylariaceae. The record is from the annotation of a GenBank genome assembly.
AUGGAAAACCUACCUAGCAACGCACCCCGCCACCCAGCACCCCCCACGAUCCUCUUCCGCGACUCGGACUGGGCGGAAGCCCCCAACCCUUCUAAGCUGUCGGUCCCAGACAGCUCCACGUUCGAGGUAGAGUACCCCGUCGAGGUGACCUGGUUCUUCGAGAAAAUCGAGAACUACACGGCCCAGCCGUACGUGUUCGACGUCCCGACGGUGGACUUUUUGGGGUACAAGGACAGGCAGUCUAAGUCGGUGCUGUUCGACGCUUUUUAUCUUUUUGGCCGCCAGCUAGUGCCCGGCGACGUCGAGUUCAUGCAGCGCGAGGGCUGGUCCCUGAUGAGGUUCGUCGAUACGUUGAUUAAGACGGAGACGGGCGGCGCGGAGGACAUCUUCUCGCGCGUUUUUGAGAGGCAGAAGCGGUUCAAGGCCGCGGGCUUGAUGUGGCUGCCGUUCCUGGACGGCUCGGGCUUGACGGCCAGAGCGGGGACGGUUCCCCAGGCGCUGUUUGAGUCGUUGCCGCUUUAUGGAGAAUCGCCUGAAGAAUCGCCUCCAUAUGUGCUCGAAGACGAGGUCGUAAAGAGUGAGGCGAAUGUUAACGUUGAUAUUGAUGAGCUUUACGAAGAUGCCCAUGAAGACCAACCGCCUUCCAUUCUCAGCAGCCCACUGCGGCGCUCCAAUGCCCCCCAGUUUAUCCUCGACGCGCAGUACCUCGGGAUCCUGGACAACAAGUACUCAUCCUGGUACCCCUGGGCGCUGGAGUGGUCGCGUCCAUCCCCAUCGCUGAUCUCGCUCUUCGCCGACGUGCUGGAGGCCAUGACGAGCCUGGAGACGCUGCAGUGGUCCAUCCCGCCGGCGUACGCGGCGUACUUGGAGAAGCCGUUUGCUGAGCGGGGACUUAUGUUCCCGUCUGUGAAGCGACUAGAGCCCAGCGCGUUCAGCCAGAUUUUGGUCCCCAUGUGUCCUAACCUGGAGACCUUGGAGAACGGCGGCGGGUACGCGUGGAGAGGCUACUGGCCCGAACGCCCGGAUGCCAGGUAUUGGAAAACUAAUCCUUCUUUUCUCGCUCAAGCGGCUCUCAUGUCCAUGCCGGGUAUCAACAGCCUGGGCCUCGAAGGCGAUCUGGACGAACGCUAUCAGAUGAGAUGUGGGAUGGAAGACGACGGCACGCCAGUACUAGAGGUGAGCGCGCCUUUGAUUGCACCCGACUCAACCCACAUUGCUCUCCGACUUCACGAACCUGACGCAACUCAAUCUGCCGCCCCCUCCGCGCUGGGCGUCAGGUUCGACGGCGGCCCCGACUGCGGCAACGCGUACUUCGGACCCGAGGGCAGGGAGUACAAACGCGAAGUUGCGCAAGAGGGGGCAGAGGCCACGGAACGAGCGGCGGCGAUGGUGAUGAAGACCUUGCCGAACCUGAGGGGUUUCGCCAUUGGUGGUAGACAGGCCAACAUCACUCGCGGUCCGGACGGUAGCGUAACAGUAAGUUGGCCUUGGAAGGGCCGCAUGGACGAGUGGCUUAUGGAAGUCGUGCCCGCAUGGUAG